Messenger RNA from Lucilia cuprina (Australian sheep blowfly), 1458 nucleotides. It is a transcript of the gene Arfip, whose product is annotated as arfaptin-2. Gene Ontology annotation, molecular function: protein domain specific binding; phospholipid binding. Gene Ontology annotation, cellular component: trans-Golgi network membrane. The record is from RefSeq and is a predicted model, not a curated record. Bases 287 to 1264 code for a protein of 325 amino acids. Gene Ontology annotation, biological process: intracellular protein transport; regulation of Arp2/3 complex-mediated actin nucleation. The transcript is spliced from 6 exons. Lineage: Eukaryota; Metazoa; Arthropoda; Insecta; Diptera; Calliphoridae.
UAUUAGGCGUCGUAAAAGGAAUCCUUUAUUAAUAAUUUUGUUAAAUUUUACGGCAAAUUAUAACAAAUGGAUUGUUUAUAUAAAUAUUUAAAAAUAUAAAGUUUUUAGAGAAGAAAUUGUUUAAUUUUUAUAUUGAUAUACAAUAAGUGCAAUAGAUUUAGUUGGAAACAGUAUAACCACAUCACGAAAUCGAUUUUUGUUUAUUUUCUUGUAAGAACUAACAAAAAUCCUGCGACACUUAAUACCAGCAGAAAAUUUAUUUCUUGCAACUGCCUAUUUAAUAAAUAUGGCUCAUUCAGUACAUGUUGAACGUAGUAUACAUGAAAUGUUAAAAGAUACACCGUCCAUGAAUGAAAGUGAUAACGCUGUUCAUACAGGAACAGAAGCCUCCAGUAGCUGUACACCUUUUAAACCACCACCUACUUCUCUACCGCUCAGAAAUCAUUCAGCACCAACAACUCCUAUGUCACCUAGAAGCCCACAAAUUGGUUUAGAUACUAGUCUAUUAAAAACUGGAGCAUCAAAAAUUGAUAGCAUAAAGAACUGGAGUAUAUCGACUUACAAAUGUACUCGCCAGAUCAUGCUUGAAAAGUUAGGCAAAUCUCAACGUACUGUGGACUCGGAAUUGGAAGCCCACAUUGAGCAACUACGAGAGACACAACGUAAAUAUUUAUCAAUAUUGCGUUUAGCACGGGCCUUUAGCUCGCACUUUCAUCAUGUUGUGGUUACCCAGCAUGCACUUGCUGACGCAUUUGCCGAUUUGGCACAAAAAAAUCCUGAACUACAAAAAGAAUUUAGUUGCAAUUCGGAAACCCAACGAUCUCUAACAAAAAAUGGUGAACUUUUGUUGAACGCAUUAAAUUUUUUUAUAUCAUCUGUCAAUACUCUCUGCAAUAAAACCAUCGAUGAUACACUAUUAACAAUUAGACAAUAUGAGACCGCCAGAGUUGAAUUUGAUGCAUAUCGUAUGGAUUUGGAAAAUGCCAAACCAGAACUGCCUCAAUCACCAAUCGCAGAGGAUGUACAAAAACAAUAUUCGCAACACAAAGAACUUUAUGAAAAACUAAGGGCUGACGUGGCAAUCAAAAUGCAAUUCUUAGAUGAAAAUCGAAUUAAAGUAAUGCAUAAACAAUUAGUAUUACUACACAAUGCAAUAGCUGCCUACUUUUCUGGCAAUGCCACGGCUCUAGAAACAACAUUGAAACAAUUUAAUAUAAAGCUUAAAUCUCCUAAUUCUGUAACAGGGUCUUGGCUGGAACAGUAGUAAUCAUGUUAUGUACUUGCAUCACUAUAAAUAAUCCUUAAAUAAAACCAAACAAAGUAUUUUUCUCUUGUCCACUUAUAUAUUCUUAUGGUUAUUUAACUAAAAAAAAAACAAAAAUAAAUCAUAUGUACAUGUAUUUAACAUUGCGAAGGAUGUAUGUAUUUAACAUUAUAAACGGAUGUUUUGUAAUAUGA